GGGCCAGCCCAGCUGCCGUGACACCACCACCAGCAGUCGAUAUGUAUAGGCCAAGCGCCCGGCACGCUGCGAGGACGGACGAGCAGUGAACUGGUGGUCUCUCUCUCCAUCUCUCUCUUCCGCCUUUGGCCAUGCAGCUUUCCCUCCCCUUCUUAUUCACAUCUCCCUCGUUCACAUCUCCCACCACCACCACCGAGUCGAUCACCAACAACCCCCACACCACAUCGACUGAUUAGCUAGUUAGCUCCUCUUCUCUUCCCCUCCUACCUCCACUCCUACUCCAUUAUCCAGCAGUUCGAUCGAUCCAUGGCUAUCUAGCUUCUGAUCUUGAUCCCUUUCUUCUUCUCAUCGUCCUUGUUUGUUCUUAUUCCUAGCUACUUAGCUAGAUCUAUCGAUCAGUUCAGACCUCUUAAUUCCUGUCCUGAUCAAUCACGUUCUGUCUGUAUCCUUUGAUUCGUCGACAAUCCUAGUACUUCAUGGAGCAGUGUUAGUUAGCUAGCAAAAGUAGUACUUUCAUCAGGAGUGUCUAUCGGCAAAUAGCUAGGUUUUCUGGCUUAACACGUACUUUCAUUAAUUUGGAAGAACAGCAAGACAAAGAAACUGAUUAAGAUCAGCGAGUAAUCGAUGAUGGCAGGAGCUCCCCCGAUGCAUAUCUGCAUGGACUCCGACUGGCUCAAGGGCAUCGUCCCCGAGGAGCACGGGAUGGGGUCGUCGUCGCCGUCGGCGGAGCUGAUCGCGUGCCCGCGGGCGCCGAUGCAGGCGGCGGCGGCGGCGGCCGACCGCCGGCUUCGCCCCCAGCACGACCAGCCGCUCAAGUGCCCGCGGUGCGAGUCGACGCACACCAAGUUCUGCUACUACAAUAACUACAGCCUCUCGCAGCCGCGCUACUUCUGCAAGACGUGCCGCCGCUACUGGACCAAGGGCGGCUCGCUCCGGAACGUCCCCGUCGGCGGCGGCUGCCGCAAGAACAAGCGCGCGCCGCCCAAGAAGGCCGCCGCCCACGCCCAGCCCGCGGUGGCGGUGGCGGCGGCGCUGCAAGGCCGCCACAUGGAGACCGGACUCCACCUGUCCUUCUCCGGGAUGCAGCAUCAUCUUGCGCCGCCGCCGCCGGCGGCGGCCACCGCGGCCGACCCGCUCUGCAGCCUUGGACUAUUUGACUGGAAGCAGUACGACCCCGUCUUCGCCGGCUCCGGUGGCGGCGGCUCCCCCGUGGCGGCGCUGGAGAGCGCUGGUGGCUCGGAGGCGCAGUUCAUGGGUGCUGGCAUGAUGGGCAUUGGCGGCGGCGGCGUCGCGGAGUACCAUGCGCUGAGCGCGCUCCGGUUCGCGGCAGGGCUCGGCGAUCACCUGGCGCUGCCGUUCGGCGCGGUGCGGGCGGAGCACGACGCCGUCGAGGUGAAGCCGGUGGCGGCGGAGAGGCUGCUGUCGCUCGAGUGGUGCGGCGAGGCGAGCCGCACGGCGGCGCCGGAGAGCUCCAUUAGCUCGCUGGGCGGGCUGGGACUGUGGAGCGGCAUGAUCGGCGGCGGGCACCAUCACCAUGGCUCCUCCGCUGCCAUCUGAGGCGAAGCAAGCUAGCAUGCAUGCAAUGCGAAGGACACGUGAUCGAACGCCGCGAGCCGCUGCAAUCUGUGCAAGAAGGAAAGGAUUAGCGGUUUGCUAAUAGCAUUAACAAAGUAUGACUACGUAGAAUUGUUUGGCUUUAAUUUCUUUGCUGCUGUUUUCCAUCUUCUCAUGCAUGGUAAUCUCCUACUUAUUUUCGUCGUUUUGUCUUUGUAUUUCCCAACUAUUCCAAGUCCUGGUGAUGUUCUGCUGUUGUUCCAGCUCAUGCAUAUUGUCGUGCAUGGUUCUGUUAAACACGAUGCUGGCUUGCUAGAGAUUAUAAGUUUGUUCUACACAUGUGGUCA
This is a messenger RNA of Oryza sativa Japonica Group (Japanese rice), 1901 nucleotides long. Its product is annotated as dof zinc finger protein DOF3.1. Lineage: Eukaryota; Viridiplantae; Streptophyta; Magnoliopsida; Poales; Poaceae. Gene Ontology annotation, biological process: regulation of DNA-templated transcription. Gene Ontology annotation, molecular function: DNA binding; DNA-binding transcription factor activity. The record is from RefSeq and is a predicted model, not a curated record.